AUGAGUUCUUCAUCAAGCUCUCGCGAACCUUCACCAUCUAUGAAACAAACUUUACCAAACGAUUAUGGAGCACCUAUUGAAUAUUUCUUACGAGCUGCACAAUGGCAAAGAGCAGUCUCACCAAGGUUAGGUGUUCCACCAGCUCCUGUCAAAAAUAGCAUUUGGUCAAGUCCUUAUAUAAGAUAUGGUCUCCCACUAGGUUUGCUAGCUACAGCAGGAGCAGUUAUGAUGUUGAAAAGAAAUAAAGCAAAUGUUGUAAAUAAUACUGAAGUAGCUGAAGUUAAACAAACUCCAACACCUUCACAAGCAAAACCUUCAAUGGGAACUCGACAGGUACUCACAUUCGUGUUCGUAAAAAUAGAAGAAAGUAUACAAGAGAAUAUUAUGAAGUUUUAG
Molecule: messenger RNA, 396 nt
Organism: Trichomonas vaginalis G3
Lineage: Eukaryota; Parabasalia; Trichomonadida; Trichomonadidae
Product: repellent protein 1 family
Exons: 1
Coding region: 1-396 (131 amino acids)
Source: RefSeq, a predicted model, not a curated record